Messenger RNA from Rana temporaria (common frog), 1887 nucleotides. RefSeq names its product fatty acid desaturase 1 (gene FADS1). The transcript has 12 exons. NCBI's taxonomy places the organism in Eukaryota, Metazoa, Chordata, Amphibia, Anura, Ranidae. Gene Ontology annotation, cellular component: membrane. The coding region runs from base 144 to 1448 and encodes 434 amino acids. Gene Ontology annotation, molecular function: oxidoreductase activity, acting on paired donors, with oxidation of a pair of donors resulting in the reduction of molecular oxygen to two molecules of water. The record is from RefSeq and is a predicted model, not a curated record. Gene Ontology annotation, biological process: lipid metabolic process.
GGGGUGAUGGGGAUGUGGGGACAGGUGUAGGUCAUGUGAUGUGAAGUCUCCCCCAUUGUAUGUAUGGGCGGUGUGCGGACGGUGCAGUGACUGUGUGUUUCUGUAUAUAAAGUGAUAAGAGGAACACAGAGGAGGGUCCAGCCAUGGGGUCCGGCCCGGAGCUCACCCCCUACACCUGGGAGGAGGUCCAGAGACGGAACACCCGCGAGGAGCGAUGGCUCGUCAUCAACCGCAAGGUCUAUGACAUCACCACAUUCUGCCAGAGGCACCCCGGGGGGCAGCGCGUCAUCAGCCACUACGCCGGACAGGACGCCACGGACCCGUUCACUGCAUUCCACAUUGAUAAGGAGUUAGUACAGAAGCAUAUGAAAUGCCUGCUGAUUGGGGAGCUGGCGCCUGGACAGCCUUGUAUGGAGCCCUGCAAGAAUGCGGCUAUGGUGGAGGAUUUCCGCACACUGCGCUCCACCGUGGAACAGAUGGAUCUCCUUAAUCCCAAUAAAUUAUUUUUCGUUGGUGUUCUUCUGCACAUUCUGCUGCUGGAUGUACUAGGCUGGCUGAAUCUGUAUUAUUUUGGUCCUUCACUCAUCCCGUUCCUGGUCACAUCUCUGAUCCUAGGCACUCUUCAGGCUCAGGCCGGGUGGCUACAACAUGACUUUGGCCACUUGUCAGUUUUCAGCAAGUCAAAGUGGAAUCACCUAGUACAUCAUUUUGUGAUUGGACAAUUGAAGGGUGCCCCUGCCAGCUGGUGGAAUCACAUGCAUUUCCAGCAUCAUGCCAAACCCAACUGCUUUCGCAAGGACCCGGAUAUUAAUAUGCACCCGCUUUUCUUUGCACUGGGCAAGAAGCUGUCAGUGGAGCUUGGAAUUAAAAAGAAGAAAUAUAUGCCAUAUAAUCACCAGCACAAGUACUUCUUCCUGAUUGGUCCCCCCGCUCUGCUUCCCCUGUACUUUCAGUGGUACAUUUUCUAUUUUGCUGUCCAGCGGAAGAAGUGGGUAGAUUUGGCUUGGAUGAUUUCAUUCUACGUGAGGUUUGCCUAUUGUUAUUUCCCGCUAAUUGGGAUUGGUGGCACCAUCAGCAUGUUCAUGCUAGUCCGGUUCAUAGAAAGUAACUGGUUUGUCUGGGUGACACAGAUGAACCACAUUCCAAUGCACAUAGACUACGAUCAGAAUAAGGAAUGGCUUUCUGGACAGCUGCAAGCCACUUGUAACGUGGACCAGUCUCUGUUUAACGAUUGGUUCAGUGGACAUCUCAAUUUUCAAAUUGAACAUCAUUUAUUUCCCACAAUGCCAAGACACAAUUACUGGAAGGUCGCUCCUCUUGUUCGCUCGCUUUGCAAGAAGUAUGGCAUCGAAUACCAGUCCAAACCACUGUUUACUGCAUUUGCUGAUAUAGUUCAUUCUCUCAAGGAGUCCGGGGAGUUGUGGCUGGAUGCAUACCUGCACAAGUAAUGAGUGACCUAUCUGCCGGACCAAUGAAGCCCAGGGAACUACUGCUGCAAAGAACACUGUCACAACAUUCCUCUAGUGUCCACACUGCUACGCAAUCAAUCAGGACCCCUGCAGCCCUGCAGUGCUGUAAUGUUAGCACAUCACAAUCAUGACAGAUGAAUGCAUUAUAGGCCGGAAAGGCUCGAUCUUAAUUUGUAUGCCGUGUAUAUUUCCUUCUGAGCAAAAUCAAGGUGCAACCCUGAACACUCAAUGGCCAUUACUUUGAAAUGCAACUAAUUUAGUGAAAAGCCAAACGAUGUUAAAGCCAAUAAAAAUGGCUGUGAAUGUUUAUGAAAUGUAAGAACAGUUCUGCCAUAACAGUCUAGGCGAGUGUUUCCCAACUCCAGUCCUCAAGGCGCCCCAACAGGUCAUGUUUUCUGGCUUUCCAUUAUUUUGUACA